Molecule: messenger RNA, 921 nt
Organism: Punctularia strigosozonata HHB-11173 SS5
Lineage: Eukaryota; Fungi; Basidiomycota; Agaricomycetes; Corticiales; Punctulariaceae
Product: NGG1 interacting factor 3-like protein
Exons: 8
Coding region: 1-831 (276 amino acids)
Cellular component (GO): mitochondrion; cytoplasm
Source: RefSeq, a predicted model, not a curated record
AUGUCUUCUGCAAUCGUUAGAACGGUAUCCCGGGCUAUGGAACGCAUCGCACCCUUGCACCUUGCAGAGAAAUGGGACAACGUGGGACUUUUACUAGAGGCGCCAUUCCAGCGAUCGGAUGCCAAUCGUGUCCUUCUGACCAUAGAUCUUACGACUGCAGUCACAGAUGAGGCACUCGCAACCCCGACGGCUUUCAUCGUGUCAUAUCACGCGCCGAUCUUCAAACCGGUCUCCCGGCUCACUUUGGAUAACAAACUGCAAACCUCUUUGCUCCGCUGCGCUGCGGCGGGGAUCUCCGUUUACACUCCGCACACGGCUUUAGACACUGUGGAAGGCGGGAUCAACGACUGGCUAGUGGAAAUUGUGUCUGAUGAAAAAGACAGGGCGGAGGUGACGCGUGCGAACACUGAUCCGAGCUUGCUGCCGUGUAGAAAGGUCACGCUCAAGGAAGCGAUAGGCAUCAAGGACCUGGCGAUGAGGAUCAAGAGAGAGCUUGGCUUACAACAAAUUCAAGUCGCGUCGCCUUCGGAAGAUGUGUCCAUCCGUACUAUUGCAGUCUGCGCUGGUGGCGGCGGAUCGGUUCUCAUGGGUGUCGACGCCGACGUUUAUUUCACGGGGGAAGCGCAGCACCAUGACAUCCUCGCAGCUGUCGCUAAUGGACGCACUAUGAUACUAUGCGGGCAUGAUAACACCGAGCGUGGAUAUCUGCCAAGGCUUGUACGAAGGCUCCAGAUGGAUCUUCAUAAUGACCCGGAGGCCCGCUCAGCCAAUGGGUCGGAACUUCAUGUUGGUGUCAGCACAGCGGAUAGGCACCCGCUACGCCUUGUCUAGAUGGUGGUGAUGGCGGGUUAUCGCGCAGCCAUAUCCAGCAAUACGCUAUCGCACGUGUAGAAUCAGGGACGUGAUAAUGCUGAGUCGUGC